AUGUCCAAGAUGUUCAUGAAGUUUUCUGGCAUCAAGCGACGCCGCAAGUCCCGCAAGAAGCUGAAGAGCACCUCCCGGCUGUUCCUCGGCCUGGGCAAAAGGAAGAGCAGGCUGGUCAAGAAGAAGAGGAGGAAGAGCAUGCUGAAGAACACCUCCAAGUUCAUGAUGAGGUUCAAGGCCAGCAAAAAGAAGAAGGAAAAGGAGAAGAAGGAGAAGGAGGAGAAGGAGAAGCAGGGCGCCGGGGGCAGGAAGCCUUCCUACAUGUUGAUUCGUCUGGGCGGGGAAGAGGAUGCUGGAAAGAGAGGGGGAGGCGGCUUCUUCAAGGGAAUGUUGAGGAAGAAGGGAGGGGCCGGGGGCAUUGCAGAGGACUUUAAGAACCAGAGCUUGUUGCUAGGGAAGGUUGCCGGGGUGACCAACUGGCUAACCAAGCGCUUCCUGUCCACGAAGAUGCGUGAGAGUGGGGGGGGCUGGGCAGGGCGUCACCAGAGCAGGAGGCAAGUCAGCGCCAGAGGUCAUCAUUCUGGUUACCAGAAUGGGGGUUAUGAGGGGGAGGGCUUGUACGGCUACAAUCAGGAGGCAGGGCAGGGAGGGGGGGCAGGGGGGAGGGGCUACAGCAGACGCUCCGCCCGCCACAAGGCGCAUGCCGCCCAGGCUGGUUACCAUGGCUAUGGACAGGUGGGGUAUGAUGAUGCGUACGGUAAUGGAGUGGCUGACCACUACGACAUCCCGUCUCAGGACCAGGGUUACUACGAGGGCGACGCCGGUUACUAUGACGACUACGGCGUCUAUGGUGACUCCAGAGGGCGGUACCAUGACCCAUACGCUGCCCAGAGUUACUAUGAUGACUACAGGCAGCAACAGAGGGAGGGGGGAGGACAGUAUGAGUACGGUCUCUAUGGAGACGGUAUUGAGGACUAUGCCGACCCCCAGGAAGGUUACUACGAGGAGUUAAUGGGUGAGCAGACAGGUUUCUACGACAACGGAAUGGGCGGACAGUCAGCAGAUUUCUAUGAUGACGGGAUGGGUGGACAGGCUGGUUUCUAUGACGACGGGAUGGGCAGGCUGCCGGCGGGUUUCUAUGACAACGGCAUGGCCGGUUUCUACAGCGACGGGAUGGGAGGGCAGGCGGGUUUCUACAAUGACGACCAGGGAGGUGUGUACGAGAACCCGUAUGCUCAGGACUACCAGCUGAACUACAGCGAGGCCCCAGCCAUGGCCUACCCAGACUACAGCUCCCAGCAGGCCAUGGGGCUCCAAACAGGAAGUCAGCAGCUGUACCCUGGCUACACAGCAGAGGGGCUUGGGGUCCAGGGGCUCUACCCAGACCAGGACCAGGACCAGUACCAGUACCAGGACCAGUACCAGUACCAGGACCAGUACAGGGAGCAGCUGGACCAGUAUGGUGGCAGUACGGGGGCGGUGGAGGAGGGAGGGGGCAUGACCUUCAGAGUUCCCCGGCCACAGGUGCGCCUCUUUGGGAAGGAGCGUCUAGACGUGGCCUUGCCCCCCCCACCCAGACUCCCCCCCCAGCCGGAGUUUGAGGACAUGUCAGACAUCCAGUAUGAAGACCAGUUGCCCCUGAUGCCCCCACCCAUGAUUUCACCACAGGAACAGAUGAUGUCACAACACAUGAUGUCACCACAAAUGAUGUCACCACAGGAACAGAUGAUGUCACAACCAAUGAUGUCACCUCAGAUGAUGUCACCACAGGAACAGAUGAUGUCACAACAGGAACAGAUGAUGUCACAGCACAUGAUGUCACCACAGCAACAGAUGAUGUCACAACAGGAGCAGAUGAUGUCCCAGCACAUGAUGUCACCCCACAUGAUGUCACCACAGGAACAGAUGAUGUCACAACAGAUGAUGUCCCCACACAUGAUGUCACCACAGCAACAGAUGAUGUCACCACAGGAACGAAUGAUGUCACCACACAUGAUGUCACCACAGGAACAGAUGAUGUCACAACAGAUGAUGUCCCCACACAUGAUGUCACCACAGCAACAGAUGAUGUCACCACAGGAACGAAUGAUGUCACCACACAUGAUGUCACCUCAAAUUAUGUCACCACAGGAACAGAUGAUGUCACAACAGAUGUCCCCACAUAUGAAGGCAUCACAAAGUAUGUCACUACAGGAACAUAUGAUGUCACAGCACAUGAUGUCACAACAAGAGCAGAUGAUGUCACCACACAUGAUGUCACCACAGAUGAUGGCAAUGACUCCCACUCCAACCGCUCGGCUCAUCCAGCAGGCUGGAUCUCCCACAAUGCCCCGGGGUGCACGCACGUCCCCUCUACCCUCCCGCCACCUGCCCCUUUCCCCCUCCCCCUCACGGCGAUCCAUGAUGAUAUCAUCACCUCAGAUGCAGAGACGCCCCCCUUCCCAUGCCUCCCCCAUCCCCCCACGCCGCCUCCCCCCCCCCCCCCAGCCUGUCCUGAGAGCAGGGUUUAACAACAACGCUCAGCGCCCCCCAUCCCCACUCCGCUUCUCUCCCCCGGCCUCCCUCAAGAUGUCCUCCCACCUUCCUCGGCGCCUGCAGCCCCAGAGGCCCCCUUCGAUGGCCAGGGCCCCCUCCUCCCCAGCCUCCCCUCGAGCGACCAUGCUCAGGCGCUCCCCCCCCGCCUCCCCUCGAGCCUCCAUGAGGAGGCCCAGCCCCCCCACCUCCCCCCCCCUCGUCCGCAGUCCCUUGGGGGGGAGAAAGCUGCGUUCCCCCUCCCCUCGUCGAGCCUCCCCCCCUGCCUCCCCCCACCUGACCAGGAGACCCAGAGACUCUGUCAUCCUCCCCCCCCAGCAUCCCUCCCCUUCACCCUCCCGGCGGAGCUUUUCUCCUGGGAGGCCAUCUCCCGCCUCCCCGUCCCUCUCCCGUCGGUCCACUCGCGUCCUUCGGGACGGAAGCACCCCUUUGGUUCGGCAGAGACUAGGGGGGCGGGGCAAUGUUCCCAUGGGAACAGUCCGUCCUUCUCCCAUGGGUUUACGGGGACGACCGGUGCCGCCCCCAACCCAAAAUGUUCCUCCUUUCAGAACGAGUCUCCGUAGCAACCGCUCAUCUGUCCUGACUGUGGACUCCCACCUACUCUCUCCCUUCGCCUCCCCUGUGCCCUCCCCCCGCUUUCCUCACCACCCCUCUCCCCAGAUGUCUCAGCGCAGGCCCCUGGGGGUGAGAGAAGAUGGCCGCCUUCCACCUCGGCCCAUUGCCAGGGGCCGACCUCUCAUGGCCCGACGCCCCUCCCCCCAGCCCUCACUCAAGCAGAUGCCCCCCGCCUCCCCUCACCUCCCCCACCGCCUCUCCUCUCCCCACCUCUCCAUGGCCCCUGCUUCCCCCCAUCUCCCCCACCGCCUCUCCUCUCCCCACCUCUCCAUGGCCCAAGCUUCCCCUUAUCUCCCCCGACACCAGCCUACCUACACCCCUGACCCUUACUCUGACCCUUACGCUGCGGGGAUGGACCAAUCAGAGCAGUACCUGCCCUCAUCCCCCAUGCUUUCUGGGGCUUUGCAGAACCAGGCCCUCCGCUCCACCUCAUACUCCUCCCCCUUGGGCCCCGGCCAGGCCGAGUACGAGCAAUUGCCAAUGCAACCAACAUCGCCCAUGUUGUCGGGAGCGAUGGCACAUCAAGGGGCGUUGCGGGGCGUGGCCAACUACCAGUCACCCCUACAGCAUCCCAUGUCACCAUACGAGCAGUUGCCACAGCAACCGUCGUCACCCAUGUUGUCGGGGGCGAUGGCACAUCAUGAGCGUCUCCGAGGAGCGGCGUACACCUCGCCCCUACAGCAUCCCAUGUCACCGUACGAGCAGUUGCCACAGCAACUGUCGUCACCCAUGUUGUCGGGGGCAAUGGCACAUCAUGAGCGUCUCCGAGGAGCGGCGUACACCUCGCCCCUACAGCGUCCCAUGUCACCGUACGAGCAGUUGCCACAGCAACCGUCGUCACCCAUGUUGUCGGGGGCGAUGGCACAUCACGAGCGUCUUCGAGGAGCGUCGUACACCUCGCCUCUACAGCGUCCCAUGUCACCGUACGAGCAGUUGCCACAGCAACCGUUGUCACCGAUGUUGUCAGGGGCGAUGGCACAUCACGAGCGUCUCCGAGGAGCGUCGUACACCUCGCCCCUACAUGGUCCCAUGUCACCAUACGAGCAGUUGCCAGUGGAACCUUCAUCACCCAUGUUGUCGGGGGCGAUGGCGCACCAUGGGGCGUUGAGGGGCGUGGCCAGCUACCAGUCUCCUUUGCAGCGGCAGGGCUCUCCGUACGGACCAAUUGUGACGCAGUAUGACUACAUCUCUGAGCCGGGACCUGCACCCCUGCUCCACAAUGCCCUGCAGAACCGGGACAUGGGGAACAUGAGGAACGUGGGCCGUGGAUCCUUCAAGAACCCGUACGCCCCACCCCCCCGCUACCCCCCCAAGCUGCCCUAUGCCAUGCAGAACCAGCAGCUGAGGCAGGCUUCCUAUCAGAGCCCUUUGCAGCUCCGCAGCUCCCCCUAUGCCCCGCCCACCCCCCAGCUGGGCCAUGCCCUGAGGAACUCCCAGCUGGCGCAGGCCUCGUACCGCCUACCGGAUGGAAGCCUGGUGAACCCGUAUGGGGAGCCCGUCCCCACGUCCCCCAGUCUGUCCCGCGCAUUGCUGAACCAGGACGUCACCAAGGCCUCCUACACCCUGCCGGACGGAUCCAUCAUCACUGACCCUCGACAGCAGGUACCCUGACCCCUGACCUCUAGCUUAGAAUUAGCUUCAGCCCUCCUAACCUGGCUCAUGACCCCUGACCUCUCUCACCAGCAGUCCAUGUCUCCUAACCUGGCCCGGGCCCUGAACAACCCUGCCCUGCAGGGCGCCUCCUACACGCUCCCAGAUGGAACCAUCGUCAUCGAAGCCAAGCAGCAGAAGUCCGCCUCCCCAUUGCUGACGGCUGCACUGAGUAACCCCUACCUGAAGGGGGCGUCCUACACCCUGCCUGAUGGCACCAUCAUCAUCGACCCCCGCAAGCCUGUCUCCCCCAACCUGUCUGCUGCCCUGAAGAACCCCACUAUGAAGAAUGCAUCCUACAAUCUUUCUGAAGGGACCAUAAGGGACCCCAACAAGCCCAUAUCCCCCAACCUGGCUCUGGCCCUGGGGAACCCGGCCCUGCGUGGGGCAUCCUACACCCUUCCGGACGGCACCAUGAUCAUCGACCCCCGCAAGCCCCGGAGCCCCAACCUGCUGGCUGCGUUGCAGAACCCCUACCUGCAGGGGGCGUCCUUCACCCUUCCUGACGGAACCAUCAUCAUCGACCCCCGCAAGCCCGUCUCCCCCAACCUGUCUGCGGCUCUCCAGAAUCAGAACAUGAGGAACCUGUCAUACCGGCUGCCGGAUGGGACCCUGGUGAUGCCGGGCCAGAAGCCAAGUCAACCCAACCUGGCCGGUGCCCUGCAAAACCAGAACCUGCGCUCUGCCAAGUAUCGCCUCGGAGAAGGCUCCGCCCUCUCAGCCAACCCUGCCCCUCCACCGCCCAACCUCUCCUCAGCCCUCCGGAAGCAGGAUCUCAUGCGGGUUCACUACCGCCUCCCGGAGGGAUCUCACCUGACUCGUCGCUUCCACCAGCCCUACCUGGGUGACGCCCUGAACAACCAGCAGCUCCGCUAUGCCUCUUACCGUCCCCCGGGGGCACUGCAGGGCCCUGACGGCCGCUAUGCCCAUGUCCCUGCCUACGGUCCACGCUCUGGGCACUGGGCCAGUCAGGCGCGACAGGGGGCCGGCCCCGAGGGGGACGACGUAUGGGCCUCUGAGAGGGUUCUGCCCCAUGGAACCAUCCAGAACCUGAGCAAGUGGUCGAUGAAGCGCGAGGAGGGGGGGCUGGAUAGCUACUCUCCAUCCCCUCAGGGCCCCGGGGGGCGGAGCUUACAAGUGGACUGGACACCUGAGAGGGGCGAGAUCAGAGGGACCUGGUUUGAUAAGGUGUACGCGGUGCGCAGCAUGCCCACGGUGGGUCACCGGGUGAAGCGCUGGGCGGAGGGAAUGGAAGACAUGACUCAGCUGGAGGAACUAAAUGAAACCACUGUCCUGAUGAAUCUGAAGAAACGCUAUGACCAGGAGCUCAUAUAUACCUACAUCGGCAGCAUCCUGCUGUCUGUGAACCCCUACAAGAUGUUCAACAUGUAUGGGACCGACAUGGUGCUGCAGUACGAGGGCCACGGCCUGGCAGACAACCCUCCUCAUCUCUUUGCCAUAGCAAACAUGGCCUACACCACGAUGAUGGAUGCCAAACAGAACCAGUGUAUUGUGAUCAGUGGAGAGAGUGGGUCCGGUAAGACUGAAGCUACCAAACUGGUCCUGCGCUACCUGACAGCCAUACACCACAAACGUAACAUCACACAACAGAUUCAGAUCCUGGAGGCUACUCCCCUCCUGGAGGCCUUUGGGAACGCCAAGACGCUGCGGAACCACAACUCCUCUCGGUUCGGCAAGCUGGUGCAGAUCUACAUGGAGGAAGGUGUGAUCAGCGGUGCCAUAACAUCUCAGUACCUGCUGGAGAAGUCCCGUAUCGUCUUCCAGGCCAGAUCAGAGAGGAACUACCACAUCUUCUAUGAGAUGCUGGCAGGACUUCCAGACUACGACAAGAGAUUGCUCUUUCUCCAGGAGGCUGAGACCUACUACUACUUGAACCAGGGAGGGGACUGUGUGAUCGAGGGGAAGGACGACGCUGCAGAUUUUGGGCAUCUUCUGGGUGCUAUGGAGACGCUGGGCUUCAAUGCUGAGGAGCAGAACAGCAUCUUCAGACUGCUGUCCUCCGUCCUGCACCUGGGAAACCUGUACUUCCAGUCUCACCAGGUGGAGGGCCAGGAGGUGGCUGCAGUGAGCAGUACUCAGGAGAUCCGGUUGGUCUCAGAGCUGCUGCUCGUCUCACCUGACGCCCUGCAGAAAGCUGUCACCUACAAACUCACGGACACAGUCAGGGAGAAGAUCUACACUCCUCUAACUGUGGAGAGUGCUGUGGACGCCAGGGACGCUGUUGCCAAGAUACUGUACUCGCUGCUAUUUAAUUGGCUGACAGAGAAGAUUAAUGGGCGUGUCUACCCUCGCAAUGAGGCCCUAUCAAUCUCUAUACUGGACAUCUACGGUUUUGAGGAUCUGGCUGUGAACAGCUUUGAGCAGCUGUGUAUCAACUACGCCAACGAAACUCUGCAGUUCUACUCCAACACAGUCAUCUUCCAGGAAGAGCAGGAGGAGUAUAUGCGAGAGCAGAUCAUCUGGAAGCAGAUCUCCUUCACCGACAACCAGGCCGUCAUGGACAUCAUUUCUGCAAAGCCUCAUGGGAUACUUCGUGUCCUUGACGACCAGAGUGGCUUCCCCCAGGCAACGGACCACACUUUCCUCCAGAAGUGCCACUAUCACCAUGGUAACAGCCUCCUGUAUGCCCGGCCCAAGAUGCCCCUCCCUGAGUUCACCCUGAAACACUAUGCUGGGAGGGUCACCUACCAGGUCCAGAAGUUUCUGGACAAGAACUUUGAUUCAGUACGACAGGAUGUACUGGAUCUCUUCACACAGAGCAGGAACAAGAUGGUGUCCAGCUUGUUCCUGAAACACUCUGAAAGUGUUGCUCAGCAACGCACCGCCCAAAGGAGGGGGAGCACUGCACGCCGUUACCAUGCCAACACCGUCAGUGCCAAGUUCCAGAGCAGCCUGCAGGAGCUGGUGGAGAAGAUGGAGAGGUGUAACCCAUACUUUGUCCGCUGCAUCAAGCCCAACCACCACAAGGAGCCAGCCAUGUUUGACAUGGAGCUGGUUAACUCUCAGCUUCGCUACUCUGGUAUCAUGGAAACCAUUCGCAUCAGGAAGGAGGGUUAUCCAAUCAGAAUGCUCUUCCACAACUUCCUGCUCAGGUACAAGGCUCUGCUGUGUAUGGUAGACCCCCCCCCUGCAGACGGAGAGAACUGUGUUCAGAUGCUGCAUCAGCUUUGUCCAGUCAGAGAAGGAGCCUACCAGGUGGGCGUGUCCAAGCUGUUCCUGAAGGAGGACUUGUACCAGCUGCUGGAGGCAAAGCGUGACCAUGUUCUGAGUUUGGCUGCCAUGACGCUACAGAGAUACACACGCAUGUUCUUCGUACGCAAGAACUUCCUCAAGUUCAGACUCAACAUGGUCCUGUUUCAGACUCGCAGCAAGGGCUACCUAGCCAGGAAGAGGUUUGCAAUGAGGAGGAAGUACCUGAUCAAACUCCGUUCUGCUGUGCGUCUCUACGUUGUUCAUCGGCGCUACGUCAGGAUGGUGAUAGAGCCAGCCAGGAAAGCAGAGGAGGACCGUGUUAACAGAGAGGUGGUGGAUGUCACAACUCUGCCCAUCCCUGCUGAACUAGCUGCUUUGCUCCAAGCUACUGCAGGAGGGGAGGUACUCCACUCGGAGUGUCUGGCCCUGGUCCAGGCCCCCAGGGUGCAGGUGGAGCCUCAGCUGACCCUCCCUCUGGACCUCAACAACUACCUGAUCACUCACUACAUACGAGCCAUCUUCAGGGAGCCGUUGUUUGGGAUGCUAGCUGCUCCUUUGGAGAGGUCUCUGACCAGAGUGGACGAAGAGCUGAAACAAGGAGCAUUGGAUGUCUUCACACUGAUUCUCAGGUUCAUGGGGGACCCCAGUCUGAGCGGUGCUCAGGAGAACCUGUUUGGGAACUACAUCAUCCACAGAGGACUGGCCAACCCCGGCCUCCGAGACGAGAUCCUGGCACAGGUGGCCAAUCAGGUGUGGCGGAACCCCAACGUCCUGAACUGUGAGCGUGGCUGGCUGCUCCUGGCUGCCUGCCUGUCCUCCUUCUCCCCCUCACACAGACUGCACAAGUACCUGCUCAAGUUUGUAUCAGACUAUGGCCCAGGGGGGUAUGACUGUGUGUGUCAGCACCGACUGCUCCAGACCAUGCAGGGGUCGUCACGGCGACCCGAGGCACGGACACACCCCCCCUGCCUGCUGGAGUGGACGGCCAACCGGCACCGAGCUCACACUGUGUUACACAUACACUGCUUUGAUGGUGAUUCCUUCCUCUGUCCUCUCAACUCCUGGACUACAGGAGAGGACCUGGCUCAAGACAUUCUGCAGCACAGGGGUGUGACGGAGGGCCGGUGUGGCUGGUCGGUGCUGCUUAGGGAAGCGGCCCAGUGGGUGGAGCUGGAGGGUGGAGACCUGGUGUGUGACCUGCUGUCUGACCUGGAGAUGUCCCCAGACGUCCCCAAGCUGCCCUCCUACUUCAUCAUCUCCACCCAGGACCCUGCCAGGGUCAGGGCCAACAACAGCAUUAGUCUCCUGGGCAGUGGGUUUGACUCUAAAGAAGACCUUGCCUCCAAAUUCUCUACUCUGCCCGAUAGACCACUCAGCCAAGACCUGGAGCCCCACAGAGGGAUGGACCGCUACCUCGACAGUCUGUUUGAUCCUGUUCUGGCCGACAGCAGUGCGGAAGUGGAGCGUCCCUCGGAGCUGUCCAGCAGACUGAGGGGGGGUGGAGGUGUCGGGGGUCACAACAGCCCCUACGGACAACCCCCCCAGCCCGGAGCGGUGAGGGUUCUACCCAUGAUGCCAGGAGAGGUUAUAUCACCCCCGCUCUCCCCGGUCGCUCCUCCUUCCCCAGACUCUCAGGAUGCAGUGAUAGCUCAGCAGCAACAAGCCAUUAUCAACCAGCAGGCUGUCAUCAUGGCUCAGCAGAUGACCAUGCAGGCCAUGGCCUUGGUUACCUCCCCCAUCACCUCACCCCCCACCUCCCCCAUCAGCAGCCCCCCCAUGAGCCCUCUCCUCCCCCACCCCCUCUCCCCUUACUCCUCUCCCUACUCCCCCAUCCCACCCUCUCCUUAUGCCAACCUCCCCCCCAGUUCGUAUCCCACCUCCCCAGACCCUGCUGGCUCCGCCCCCCAGCCACACGCCCCACCCCUGUCUGCUCCAAGCCCCGCCCCUCAUGCUGCAGAGAAGAGCCUUAAGGUCACCAUGGACACGAAGCCCAAAGCCAGCACACCCCAAGGCGUGUCAUCGGGGACAGACAGUGUUGCCAAGAGAAGAGCUCCAGCCAUCCCCAUCAACAAGGACCAGAGGGCCAGGAAGUUUGCCCCAGUGGUGACCUCUCCACCGCCCCCUGCUGGAGAGGUGGUGAAGUGGUCAGAGCAGCAGGAGAGCAUCACCCCCAGCGGCAACGUCAGAGACAUCAUCCGCCAAUACGACUCUCCUCCUCCCCCUCCACAGCCCCUGCCCCCCGGCAAGAGGCGACCAGAGGGGAAGUAUCUAAAAAAGCAGAGUCCUCGUGAUGAAGCUUUGCACAUCCUCAAACCUCAGAUGGACAACCCUCCACCUCCACAGCCCAAACACCCACCUGGCCCCUCCCCCUCUGCAUCCGCCAUGAAGGAGGCGGGGUUUAAACCCACCAAGAGCACCAAGAGGAGGGCUCCAGUGAGGCCCCUUCCACCUCACCCCACAGUGUCGCGGGAGCUGCCGGUGGAGGCGGAGACUAUCCAGACUAAACUCCAUCGCAGCACGACAGAAGAGCAUUACACCUACACCAACGUUCCCUGGAGACUGUACCUGAGGAAGGAGGUGUUCUUCCCCAAGGACAGUUUCAACCAUCCUCUGGUGUUGGAUCUCAUAUUCAAACAGGUGGUGAAUGAUACCUUGUCUGAGGCUUGUGUUCGCAUCACCAGUGAGGAGAGGCUGAAGAUGAAGGCUUUGUUUGCUAAACUGGGGGUGAUGCAAGACACUCAAGACGAGACAGUGAAGAAGUCUGUUGUCACGGCAGCCAGAGACUCCCUAGACAUCUACUUCUCCAGACUGUUCCCUGCCUCCGGCAGCGUGGGGACAGGGGUGCAGGUGCUGGCUGUGUGUCACAGUGGGAUCAAGCUGCUGAAGACAGUGAAGAGCAGUGCUGCAGCUCCAGACUACUUCAGAGUCCUCAGGCCUUACACUUAUGCAGACAUCCUGUUUGUUACCAUCCCGUCAGAGAACAUGCUGGAGUUCAACCUGACCAAUGAGAAGCUCAUCCUGUUCUCUGCCAAGGCUGCUCAGGUCAAGAGCCUGAUAGACCACUUCAUCACUGAGAUCAAGAAGGACUCUGAGUAUGUGGUUGCAGAGAGAAACCAUGUGACAGAUGAGCACUCGUGUCUGAGCUUCCACAAGGGUGACAUCAUCAGGCUGCAGGUCAUGGACAGCUUGGAGAAGGGUCAGGCCUACGGCUGUGUGGUGAGGAAGAAGGUGGUGUUUCUAGAGGAGUUAAAGAAAGACACGCAGGACUUUGGGUGGAAGUUUGGCGCGGUGUUUGGCCGUGCGGGGGUGUUCCCUGGGGAGUGUGCGCGGCCCACAGCUGCUCCUGAUUUCCUGUCUCUGCCGCUGGACCGGAGGGCGGAACCUCGCGGGGGGGCAGGGCGCGUUGCCGUGUCCUCAGCCGUUGCUGUUGCCGUGGCGUCCACCAUGGCAGCACAUGAGAUCGACCAAACGCUGGAGCAGGCGUCGCUGGAGGGUUUUGGAGAGCUGCUGCUGGAGCAGGUGGAGGAUGGACGCUACGACCUGGUGGAGUUUGCAAAGAAGUACUUCAGACAACCUGGCAGGGGAGGUUCUCUGAAGAACAAGAACAAGGACUCUAGAGAUCCAUUUGAGAUGGUUCGGUUCUCCAAGGCCCCACUGUCUGAGUCUCUGAUCGAGUUCUCGGACCCAACCAUGAAUCGUGUGGCCACGGACAUCUUCCUGUCGGUGAUGAGGUUCAUGGGAGACCAUCCUGUAAAGGGACAGUCAGAACAGGAAGUGGUCAGCACCUUCCUCAAGCUGAUUGGAGAGUUUGGUCUGAUGAGGGAUGAGGCUUACUGCCAGCUGCUCAAACAGCUGAGCUCCAACACCAGCUCCAAACCGGAUAGCUGCCAGCGGGGCUGGAGGCUGCUCUACAUCCUGACUGCCUUCCACCACUGCUCCCAGGUCCUAAAGCCCUUCCUGUUAAAGUUCCUGCAGGAUGCCUACCGCAGCCCUGGGGGCCAGUACCAGGGUAUUGCCAAGGCUUGUGAGCAGAACCUGAGGAAGACGUUCCAAUAUGGCGGCCGCCUCGUGGUUCCCAGCAGCAUGGAGCUGCAGGCCAUGGUGGCGGGGCGGAGCUCCAAGCGUCAGCUGUUCCUGUUUCCUGGAGGCAUUGAGCGCCACCUCAAGAUCAAGACCUGCUCUGUGGCGCUGGACAUCAUAGAGGAGCUGUGUUAUGAGAUGUGUCUAGAGAGGCUGGAGGCUAUGGACGAAUACACCAUCUUCCUCGUCACCAACAGAGGUGGGAACGUGCGUCCCCUGAACAGGCGUGAGUACGUGCUGGACCUGGUGACGGAGGCGGAGCGUGUGGACAGCAGCUUCUCUCUCUGGUUCCGCAGGGUCGUCUGGACACAGGCUCUUAAGUUCCACAACGAGCUGUGUGUCACCAUGCACUACAACCAGGUGCUACCAGACUACCGUAAGGGGCUGCUGAGUGUGCUGUCCAGGGGGAAGGUCAGUGAGCAGCAGUUCCACCAGAUCUCCAAGCUAGCCGCUCUGCAGCACCGAGCCAAGGAGCUGGCCUUCACACCCAGCAUUCAUGAGCUGUCAGAGUACAUCCCCGCCCCUCUCUUCGGGAAACAGCCCCCCCAACAGUGGGCUGCCAUGGCAACACUGCACCUCCAGCAGGUGCAGAUCCUCAGCCCCCACCAGGCCAGAGCCCAGUUCCUAGGUCUGGUUAGUGCCUUCCCCAUGUUUGGCUCCUCCUUCUUCUACAUCCACAGCUGUAGCUCCUCCUCUGUCCACGCCCCCUGCAUCCUGGCUGUCAAUCAACACGGAUUGCAUUUCCUGCAAAAAGACACUCACGAGCGGAUGGUGGGGGUCCCCCUGGUGGAGGUCCAGUCCAGCCGCACGCAGUCUCCUGGUGCGGGGAGCAGCUACCCCUACGUGGACCUGACCCUGGGAGACACCUGCUCACACAGGGUCAUGCAACUGCAGCUGGAGCAGGGUCUGGAGUUGUGUAGAGUGGUAGCCAUGCAGGUCGAGAACAUGAUGUCUGUCCGUGAGAAGAGACUCACUUUGCCACCCAGCGAGAUCACCGUGCUAUAACACACGCACGGCACACACAUCUACCUCUUCAAGGCUUCAGGUCUUCCACAGUACAGAGCCUUCUCAGCCCCUGUGCUGCAGUACCUCAUGUGUCCACCAGAGGGGUGUUGCAGUACCUCAUGUCUCCACCAGAGGGGUGUUGCAGUACCUCAUGUCUCCACCACAGGGAGGCAGCAAUACUUCAUGUCUCCACCAGAGGGAGGUAGCAGCAGACUUGCUCCAUCACUGGUCUGGGUCUCAGUGGCUUCUGAUUCCUCCUCUUUAGCGUCACUUCCUUCCUGUCUGUCUGAAGAACUUUCUGUUUACUUCCUGCUUCCUUACUAGGAUUGAAAUCAGAAGGAUGAGACACAUGAUUACCCAUGAGCCUUUGCAUAUGGUUGACAGCCAGGAGCUCCCGCCUGGCCCAGGGUCUCCAGGGGAUCAGUGUGAUGUGAAUCAGAGGAGAUAUUUUUAUAAUGAGUGUUUGUAUGCAGCUGGGUGUAUUUAUAACGUGUUAUUGAUAUUGAGGGUGUAAUUGUGUUCUCUACAAAGUUUGGCUGAUCUGUGCUAGUGAUAUGUGUGGGUGUGUGUGUGUCCAGAGAACAUAAGAGAUACAAAUGCUUCUACUCUCAAGUGUCUCUGCUCUGAAACCUCAACCGUUAGUAUUUUUUUACUGAUAUUGUGUUUGUACGACAAUCUUCAGUUAUGUUUUAGUUUUGUUUAAAAAGUUUUGCAUUUAUCAGGAUGUUUUGUAAAAACUACA
Messenger RNA from Hypomesus transpacificus, 13777 nucleotides. It is a transcript of the gene myo15ab, whose product is annotated as myosin XVAb. The record is from RefSeq and is a predicted model, not a curated record. Gene Ontology annotation, molecular function: ATP binding; protein binding; cytoskeletal motor activity. Gene Ontology annotation, cellular component: cytoskeleton; myosin complex. NCBI's taxonomy places the organism in Eukaryota, Metazoa, Chordata, Actinopteri, Osmeriformes, Osmeridae.